GCCCUCACCUGGCUUGACUAUACCUUCUCACUUCCUCUAAUCCAUUGGUUAAGGUCGAUAUGCUCGCUUUCGCCGUCCUCAGCUUGUUGCUUCCGGCCUAUGUGAGCGCUCAAAUCUAUGGUCCUGCACCUGGUGGAGGAGGUACCACCACGUCGGCGAGUGCUGCUGCUGCCCCUGCACCUUCUGCUCCAGCUAGCACGGCCGGCCAGAUCAACGUAGACGUGUCGCCAAAUGCCCAAUUUAUGUUCAACCCUAACAACAUCACGGCCCCCAAUGGCACUCUUGUUACUUUCUUCUUCCCCAGUGGUUCCCUGGCCCAUUCUGUGACUCAAUCUUCGUUCGAUCAACCAUGCACAUGGCUCGCGGCUGCCAACGGCUCUUCUGGAGGCUUCGACUCUGGCCUCCAGACUUCCGUCCAGUUCACGAUCAACAUCACCAACGACCAAGAACCCAUCUGGUUCCACUGUAAGCAGAUCGACCACUGCGGUUUGGGCAUGGUCGGCGCUAUCAAUGCCCCUACUUCGGGCAGCAACACCUUCCAAGCAUUCAUGAGUGCCGCUAUGGCCAUUGGAUCUAAUGAGGUUACGGAAACCGACAACGGUCCUGUGACAGGGGGUGUCAAUGCUAUUGCAACCGCCGCGCCAGCCGCCACGGCCUCUAGUUCCUCUUCCUCCUCGUCGGGAUCAUCCUCGGACGCGACGCGUUUAGGGGUUAGUAUUGCGUUUGCACUGGUUGCUGCUGGUGCUGCCGUCGCCUUCUUGUGAUCGGACAUAUAUACCCUGGGUUAUAUCCAUAUCAUAUAGAGUUGGUGAUACGGGGUCAGGUGUUUGGCAUUUCUUGGACGAGGCGGACUGUUGCUCUUACAUAUGAUUUAUCAUUGAC
Molecule: messenger RNA, 882 nt
Organism: Stereum hirsutum FP-91666 SS1
Lineage: Eukaryota; Fungi; Basidiomycota; Agaricomycetes; Russulales; Stereaceae
Exons: 6
Coding region: 60-764 (234 amino acids)
Source: RefSeq, a predicted model, not a curated record